Molecule: messenger RNA, 2866 nt
Organism: Lingula anatina
Lineage: Eukaryota; Metazoa; Brachiopoda; Lingulata; Lingulida; Lingulidae
Product: glutamate receptor 2-like
Biological process (GO): monoatomic ion transport
Cellular component (GO): membrane
Molecular function (GO): ligand-gated monoatomic ion channel activity; signaling receptor activity
Source: RefSeq, a predicted model, not a curated record
UUUUUGCCGGGCGUGCGCGCGAUCCGCUCGAGUUUCACAUAGGCGUUUACAUAGAAUGAGUAAGCAGCGGGCAGCCUGACCUGUAAUAUAUGUUUCCUAUACCCCUCCCUGAGAGAGAGUCAAGGCUAUAAAUAAAGCAGCGGCCGACUCGGGGAAGUGAGCGCGACGUUGAUUGUCCCGCCUAUGGUAAGAAGCUACGUGCAGUUUUCAAGUUCCAGGCAGGCCAUUAUUGGCAUGACUCGGUUGGAUUGAAUUUAUAUCGUGCAAGAAACGCCUUGGUGCAGUUGUGGUUUAUCACUCGUGGUCCAUCGGUUGGACUUCUCCAUCCCGGGCAAAGGAUUAACCCAAGGUGCUUACUUCAAUUAUCUUGAAAGAUGGAGAUGGCACAGAUUAUAUUGUUCUUUACUGUGACUGUGGCAGUUGCAAUGGCUCAGAAUGCCUCAACACCUAGACCUAAGUUUAUUGUGACAACAGUAUUGAACAAGCCAUUUAUGAUGAAGAAGUGGCAGAUUUUCGAUUACGACUCCGAAAAUGAUCGAUACUACGGCUUUGUCAAGGACAUACUAGAGAAAGUGUCAAAGUUAGUGAAUUUCGACUACGAAAUCAAAGAAGUAGAUGACGGUUAUUAUGGCACCUUGGUCAACGUGACAGCCGGGGAAUGGAAUGGAAUGAUGAAAGAAAUAAUAGAUGGGACGGCCGACAUAGCAGUUGGGGAUAUUUCAAUAACAAGUACAAGAUCAAGAUAUGUCGGAUUCUCUAAACCUUUUAUCAACUUUGGCCUGGUGGCUCUGCUGAAGAAGGCCAGGUUUACUCCAUGGGAAGAAGUAACGCGCCUUUUCAGCCUCCUCCACCCUUUUUCCGCGGAAGUAUGGGUGCUUGUGCUCGUGGCCUUCCUUGUCGUCAGUGUGGGGUUUAUUAUCAUCGACAGAGUGAAUCCUUAUGAAUGGAGGAAAGCAGCCGACGAUGGUCGAGCUAGUCAGGGAGAUAAGAGUAAUCUUGGUGUUGGAAACAGCUUAUUCCUUGCCUUUAGUGGAUUGAUGUGGCAAGGGUAUUCCAGCCCACCUCGUUCUAUUGCUGGCCGUACAUUGGCUUGUUUCUGGUGGAUUUUUGUAGUUUUCAUGCUGAUAUGUUACACGGCCAGUCUCACGGUACUGUUCCUUCGGCCAAAGCAAGAUCUUCAACCAGAACUCCCCAUAGGCAAUGUUGCCGAGCUUGACAAGUUUCCCGACAAGUUCACCAUUGGUGUUCUUGACCACGGUUCCACGCAAGCCUUCUUCAGAACCAGCAGGAUUCAACAGUAUGUAGAUAUCUAUUCUAGGAUGCUAAAAACUCAAAACGAAUCGUUUGUAAAAUCCAUCGACGAAGGUGUGGAGAAAGUUCGUAAUUCCGAUGGCUCAUUCGUGAUGGUAAUGGAAUCGACAACAGCCAAUUAUAUCGCCAACAGUAAGCCAUGUGACCUGAGGGCGCUGCAGGAGCCAAUCACAAGUAUGGGCUACGGCUUCGUAACAAAGAAAGGUGUUCCGGUUUUAAACGAAAUCAACCGCGCUAUUCUGCGAAUGCAAGAAAGUGGAGAACUGUUCUUGCUUACUAAAGCUUGGUUCGCAGACAAGUGUUCAAACGAGAAAGACGCAGAGGUUACUUCGUCAAAUGAAGGAUUUGUCGCUGUUCGUCUCAUAGAUGUUGCUGCCCCGUUUGUCUCUUUAUUAAUUGGACUGUUUCUAGUCAUCCUUAUUGUCAUAGGAGAGAUUUUAUAUUACAAAUUUCGAGGAGAGAGAGAAAUUUGGACUCCGACUUCCAAUGAAGGCGACAUGCAGAUGCAGCAAGGGAAAAAUUCGGCGGCCAUACGGGAUAGUUUGUAAACAUCUGUAUCGCAGUUCAGGUUUUGAUAGAAUAGUCUUGGAAGUUAUAAGUUUUCUUUGAAGCGAACUGUUUUUUCUAAAAAGCGAUUGCUUAUUUGCGUGGGGAUUGUGGAGAGUCACUUACAGCGAUUAUUGUAGCACCUUUACUUUAAGAUUCUUCUAUACGAUGAAGAAAUACGACGUGUGUACAAUACUCAAGAAUCCAGAUUCAUAUUGAUAUUCGGGAUGUUCCUUUGAAAUUCAGUAGGUUUCACCUGACUAAUGCCCUAUAAAAAGAAAGCGUGAUAUCUGUGUGGAAAAACAAAAGUGACAAAAUUCGAUUUCAAAAGAAAAUAUAACUGUACUGUUGAAAGUUUUAUUUUUUCUUUUUUUUCUUCUUCUUCUUCUUCUUGUUACUAUUAUUAUUCUUUUUGUAUGAAUCUCUCUUUAACUUUUGCCGUUUUUAGACAUUUUUCAUUCAAUAUUAAUGUUUUAAUGUCAUAAAACUGUGCACUAACGUAUCGCUAACGUAUCACUGAAUCUCUCGGUGCACCCAUAGGAAGGGGAUUGGAAAGAACCGCUUUUUUUGGCCGGGGAAGGUUUUCCAUGAAUCAAAUUUAUAUCUAGAUAUGUUAGAUAUGCCAUUUCUCAUGUUAGGUAAACUAAAGAAGCGAAAAGGUUCAUGAUUUCAUGAUGCCCCCCUCCAAAAAAAAGCCUGCUAAAAAUGUACUAAAAAUAAGCGUGGGCUUAGUGCUUUAAAGUAUAGUUUUAGGGUAGUACGGUUAUAUUUCUCAUACAGUUCUUUCAAGUGCAAACAAAAGUGCACGAUAGACCGCUUAAAUAAUCAAGACUGUAGAAAAUGGAUCGCAAUCCGUUUUCCCUGAGAACUUGUUAACUCAUUAAAGAUUAGAACCGACUAGUUUAUUUUUGUGUGUUAACAAUAGACUACGGUUUAUUUCCAUAAAUGUAGGCCUUAUUGUUCUUGUAACUUUUUUGUAUGUUAUCUAAUAAAUAGUUGAUGUAAUUUU